AUGCCAGACGCCCGCCCCAAGAACCCAAGCGGCACGAGCGCCGCAGUGCAACUCCGCGUCCAGAUACCGGAGAGGACCAACGGCGCACCAGCGCACCCUAACGGAGCACUAUCGCCAAAUUCCAAUGGACCGCUCUCGCCGCCCAUUCUGGAUGCGACACCGAAGAAGCCGCCGAAAGCGCCGCCCAGCCGGCCCAUACUGCCGAUGAAGAAGUCGAAGACGCUGCCGAUAAAUUUCGACGAGAAAGUGCCGCCGAAGUUGCCGGCGAGCGUCAUCAGCGGCAAGAAGCUUCUGAUCACGAAGCCGCUGAAAGAGGUGCACACGAUCCAGCAGAGCGCACCGGAAAAUGGGAAACUGUUGGUCACCCGUUCGCCGAGUCCUACAUGUAAGAGGAGCAUGUCGCUCUCCGUGGAGACGGGUUCCAUCGCCGAGCUCGCUAAAAGGCACGGUUCUAAUGGCAGCGUUCUUAUCUCACGCUCGCCGAGCCCAUCGUCUUACAGCAGUAUCAGGAGUUCGACCAGUCAAUAUUCUACUUGCAGCAGCAACGGCACUUUCGUACCACUGUCCAGAUCGUCCAGUAUGAAUUCUACGUUGUACGACAGAACACCAACACCGCGCCGAAUGUAUCCACAAUCUUCCGACGCUACAAGCGGCGUGAAUUUGAAUGAACUAAGAUCCAAAGAACAGUCCCCAGUAGUGUUUGACGCUAACUUGUCUUUCGUCCUCGGUUGCAACAAACAACCGAUACGGCAGAAGUUUAAGCCGGUCGCGGCCCAUUUGGAAGAAGGAACGUCUUCGAACUAUCUAAGCACGAAAAUCGACAACUUUCUCAGGAGGACUGACCACGUUAUGGACGAAUGGCGCCGGCUGGGUCACAAGGAUGAGCCUGACCUGGAGAUGUAUUGCAACGGUCAAAAGAGGAAGAUCGGCAGAUCUAAAUCGGCUACCAAUAUAAUGAUCAAGGGCUUCACGUUGUUCAGCCGAAACGGCAGCAGAGCAAGCAGUGUCUGCAGGUCCAAUCGUGGCAUUUCGGAGGACAGGACCACCGUCUCUGAAAUGGAUGAGCUAUCGGAGGUGGGCGGAGAGCUAGCGGAGGAACGCGCGGCGGCUGCUCUUGCCACGGAGAGGGCGGAUGCUGAGGCAGCCGAGAGGCUGCGCGUCGAGAGGGACAACAGGGACUUGGUGGCGAACAACCAACGACUGCAGCAGGCGUCCGAACGUCUGGAGCUGGAGCUGCUACAUUGGCGAUCGGCCGAGAACGGCGUGGAGCCAUCGGACUCUGAGGGCUCGGAGGCCGAGAGUGGGGUCGGCAGCGACAAGUACAAGCGGCGGUACGAGCAGGCGCAUAGAGAGCUGCAGCUACUGCGCGCCCAGCUGCGGCGGCAGCACGAGGAUGACUUGGAACAGCUGGUCACGGUCAAGAAGCAGCUCGAGAAGAAGGUCCAAGAUGCCUACGAGGAAGUCGAGGAGCAGCGAGCCGUCGCCGCCAGCUGGAAGCGAAAGCUGCAGAAGCUCACGAACGACAUGGCCGAUCUUAGGUCUCUUCUGGACGAACAGACGUGCCGCAACAACCUGCUCGAGAAGCGGCAGCGCAAGUUCGACGCCGAGCUGCAGUCGGCCCAGGAGGAGUUGAAGCGCGAACGAGCCACUCGCGAGCGAAACGCCCGCGAGCGCGAUCAGGCGCUCGCGGACAAGUACGCGCUCGAGCAGAGCCUCUCUGAAGCCCGGCUCGAGGUCGAGCUGAAGGAGGAGCGGCUGGCGGCCGCGGCGCGCGAGUUGGAGGAGCGUGGUGGUGGUGGCGAUGAACUCGCCGCGCUGAGACGCGCACGCGCUGACCUUGAGCGCCGCGCACGAGACCAGGAGGAGGAGCUCGACGAUCUCGCCGGCCAGAUACAGCUUCUGGAGAGCUCGAAGCUGAGAUUGGAGAUGCUCCUGGAACAACAGCGCAAAGAAGCCAGGCUCGAGGCGGCCGCUCGGGACGACGAAAUGGAGGAAACUAGAGCCAACGCCGCGAAGAAACUUAAAAUCCUUGAGAGUCAGCUGGAAAGCGAACACGCGGAACGCAGCCUCCUCUUGCGCGAAAGACACGAACUGGAGCGGAGGCUGGCCGCGCUCGAAGAGGCCGCGCGUGCAGACACGCAGGAGCAGGCGCAGCUGGUUCAGAGGCUCAAGAGAGAUUUGAAGAGAUACCGAGCUCUCCUACGCGACGCCCAGACAAUGCUCGAGCAAAAGGAGAAGGAGGGAGGUGCCAAGGCUCAGAUCAGACAGCUGAAGAACCAGGUGGAGGACCUAGAGCUGGCCGUGCGCGCGGCGAGUAAAGCUCGAGCCACCGCCGAGGCGGAGGCGGCAGAGGCGGCCGCCGCCCUCGAAGAGGCGACACGUGCGCGCACAGAGGCCGCCGAGAGGGCGCUCGCCGCCUCGCGGGACGCAGCCACGGCGCGCGCUGCGCUGGACGACGCCGAAGAAGAGGCCGCGGAGCUGCUGAAGAAGUACCGCAGCAGCACGAGCGCGCUGUGCGCGGCGCAGGCGGAGGCGCGCGAGGCGGUGGCGCGCGCGGACGCGGCCGCCGAGGAGGCGCGCCUCGCGAGGGAGCGGCUCGCCGAGCUGGCGCAGCGGCUCGCGCACGCCGAGGCGGGCCACUCGCACACGCACAGCGAGGCGGAGCGCCGGCUCGAGAUGCGCAACAAGGAGCUGGAGUCGAGCCUGGAGCUGGAGGCGACGUCGCGCGCCCGCCUCGAGGGCCAGCUGGCGCGGCUGCGCGACGCGCACGACGCGCUCGCCAACGAGCUGGCGGCGGCGAGGGCGCGCGACGCGCACGCCGCCGACGACCUGCGCAAACUGCAGCGCUCGAUCAGGGAGCUGAAAGAGGAGAACGCAACGCUGACCACCAAGCUGAGCGAGGCGGGCAGGGCGCGGACGGCGGCGGAGGCGGCCGCCAGCGCGGCGGCCAGCGAGGCGGCCGCGGCGCGGGACGAGGCGAGGCUCGCCGCCCGCCGCGCCCAGGCGCUGCAGGAGGCCAUCGCCGGCGACCUCUCCAGCAACAACGAGCGCGACUCCGACAGCGACAACGAUAGUUACAGUUCAGAUGAAUCAAUAGGCACAUUUCUGGCCAACCACAAGCUGAGUCCAUCUGCGCCAUCCAGAAACAGUGUACAAUUUGAUUCCCAAAAAUCCCACAGCCCCGAGGGCCGCCGGAGUGGCAGCAGCGCGGGCUCCGCCUCGAAGCCGGCCAGCCCCAGCAAGGAGUCGUUCGCA
This is a messenger RNA of Iphiclides podalirius (scarce swallowtail), 3255 nucleotides long. The record is from the annotation of a GenBank genome assembly. NCBI's taxonomy places the organism in Eukaryota, Metazoa, Arthropoda, Insecta, Lepidoptera, Papilionidae.